GGACAGAUUUGUGAGAUAUGAUCUAGUACAGUUUGACAUUUGGAUGUUCAGAUCCAAAAAUGGUUUCGAAAAUGUAUUCCACAGUGGCAGUCUUGCUGAUCCUUAAUGUGUUUGCUGUCUUCAGUGAUCAAGAUGCCUGUCCCACAAGAAAGGACAAUCUUAUUGGUCAAACCUGCCAGAAAUCUUGUAUACAAGAUCAAGAGUGCACUAAGAAUAGACCGAAAUGUUUGUGUGAUGGAGACUGUGGAAUGAGCUGUAUCAAACCUCGCAACAGCUGCCCCUGGCCUGUGACCAUCGAGAAUGCUAAUACAAGUCUGAAUCAGAACACAAAAAACGUUGGUGAUCAUAUGACAGUACGCUGUAAUCCAGGAUUCAAAAUGGCCAAUGGACAGGAGAUGGCACACAGCCGUUGUCAAGGAGAUAAGAAGUGGAGUGUGACAGCACCCUGUGAAGCAAUAUCUCCUUGUGGUGACCCUCCUGUAAUUGAGGAUGGCUCUUUUGUGAAGUAUGGAGAUCCUGUGACAGGGAUUAGAGCAAAGUAUAUAUGCAGUCCAGGCUUCAGGCUUGAAGGUCAGGAUGUGACAGAGUGCCUUGAAAACAACACAUGGACGAAUCCUGCUCCUCUGUGCCAAAAAAUAUAUUGCCCUCCACCUCCAGAAAUCAAUGAAGGUAUUCUUGUGGCAGUGAAGAAAAGAGAGUAUGAUAUCUCUGAAGUAGUAUAUUAUAUGUGCAAAAGAAACUUUAUUAUAGAUGGAUCAUAUAGUAUAACCUGUUUGGCCAAUGGCCAGUGGUCUGAAGGCCCUGCCUGCAGAGCUAGGUGUAAAGUGCCAGUGCAGCGAAGCCGGGUCGUCUACAAAGGGAGAAAAGUGUGGGUCACGGAGAUUGAAGAAGGUCUAGUGCAUCAUGCCGAGACUGUUACAUUUUUCUGCCGAAACACUACCCAAGCCUGCAGCUAUACAGCCUCCUCCAAGUGUUAUGAUAGCGUUCUUUCCCCUCCCAUCUGCUAUGAGGAGCCAACCUGGGUACAGCACAAUAUUUUCCCCUGGAAGAUCGUGUCCGAAAUUGUAUCAUGCCAAGAGCCGUAACUGCUCUCUAAGAAUUGGAGAAGAGAUUCAUAUUAUUCCCUUAGCUUUUUUCAUCAGAUGGAGAAGAUGACAAGCUGCUCGCAGAAUUACCUCUGGUCACCUCAGGAUACUAUACUGUAAAUAGUGCUAUUAACAGGAGAACCAUUAAUUGUAAGUUCUUUAAACAAUCAUUUCACCCAGGUGUUUUAGGGGUUGCCCAGAUCAAGGCAAUGUUACUCGUAUAUUCUGGAACUGCAAAUACCCAUAGCUCCCAACUGUCCCUGAUUUCGAGGGACUGUCCCUGAUUUGGAACAAUGUCCCUCUGUCCCUCUUUCC
This is a messenger RNA of Rana temporaria (common frog), 1400 nucleotides long. Its product is annotated as beta-2-glycoprotein 1-like. The coding region runs from base 60 to 1085 and encodes 341 amino acids. The transcript has 8 exons. Lineage: Eukaryota; Metazoa; Chordata; Amphibia; Anura; Ranidae. The record is from RefSeq and is a predicted model, not a curated record.